AUGGAAGACAAUUAUCGCACGUUUUCAACUGCCUCAAUAAAGCCGAAUUUUGUGAACGAUUUUCUACAGUCUUGCAGGGACAGAAAUAUACUCCCAUUACCGCAGUUUCAAAUCAUUCAAGCCGGAGAAACCGUUCGAAUUAGUUCUCCAAAAUCUAUCAUUACCCAUAAAAGGGACGGGGAUGGCUCGCAUAAAAAAUUAUCUGAAGACAGACUAGAAUUAUCUGAAUCCAAAGGAGCUAUCGUAUUUAGUUUAAUUUGCGGAAAUCCUGGUGGUCAAUCUGCGGAAAACCCCACAGAGUUUCGUUGUAAAGGCCAUGAAAUCAACACAUUUAUGCUGUCUGUGCUCAGUGAUUGUGCCAAAAAAAUUUCUGCACUAACCAUCUUGAAAUUACAAGGAUGCUCGAUAAAUGCUGACGGAAUCUUAAAAAUAUCUGAGAUGCUCGCAGAAGCGGAUUGCGGUGUGAAAGAUCUGAAUUUGGACAUGAACCCGAAUGUUGAACAAAAUUAUUAUCUAUUAUGCACCCCAGGGACGAGAUUGCUCUAUCUCUCUUUGAAAUUGUGUGGAAUAAAUGACAACGGAAUAGAGAAAAUUGCUGCGAAUUUAAUUCACCGGGAUGGACCUAAUUCUCCAAAACUGAUCGCACUGAAUUUGGGAAAUAAUAAUAUUUCGGAAAUAGGAGCUAAUCAAAUUGGUAGAAUGUUGCGGACUAAUAGAUCAUUGCGAAGUUUGACUUUAACUGGUAAUAGAAUAAAUGAUUCUGGGGUCGCGUCGAUAUUAGAAUCAUUGAGCACGUUUACGUUGACGCAUAGCGAAGUAGUUGAAAAACGGCGCAGAACAAUCAGAAGAUUGAAAGCUUGCAGGGAAAAGAUGGAUAAUCUAUCAAGGGUGGCUUUGACACAGGAUAGAUUGGGCCCAGCAAUCAAAGAACGGAUUCGCGGUGUAAAAAAAAAGAGGGGUCUGACCGUUAUGACACCAUCAUCGAUUAAACAAUUGAUCAGCACUUCGAGUGAAUCAAGUGUAAAUCGUUCGAUGCCAUGCAACUUACAAUCUCUAGGAGAACUAACAGAUUCUAUGACACCUGUCGACACUCAUCCACUCGUGAGAGAUAUUUUUUCAAUUGAAGGAGCACUGAUGUGCUCUGGGAACUUGAAGUUACAACAUCUGAAUUUGAGCUUCAAUAAAAUUACCGAUAAAACAUUGCGGCGUCUAAUCGAUUGCGUUAAAAAUCAGCAGCUACAAAUGAUUAAGAGCGAUUCGUCAUCCAAUGUGAGUUAUGGACUGCAACAUCUUUGUGUAGAAGGUAAUGAAUUCGAUGAUGCUUGCAAUUUGGUUUUGCAACUGAAAUCACUGAUUCGUCAAAAUCGCAGAAAGUCCAAGUGA
Messenger RNA from Athalia rosae (coleseed sawfly), 1383 nucleotides. Its product is annotated as leucine-rich repeat-containing protein 71-like. Lineage: Eukaryota; Metazoa; Arthropoda; Insecta; Hymenoptera; Athaliidae. Gene Ontology annotation, molecular function: protein binding. The transcript is spliced from 13 exons. The coding region runs from base 1 to 1383 and encodes 460 amino acids. The record is from RefSeq and is a predicted model, not a curated record.